AUUUUUGCUUCUUUUUCUCUUUUCCUCUUCCAUCGAUCAUCGGUUUAUACAAGAAGAGCUAGGGGAAGAUGGGAAGAGGGAGAGUGGAGUUGAAGCGGAUCGAGAACAAGAUCAACCGGCAAGUAACCUUCGCAAAGCGCCGGAACGGUCUCUUAAAGAAGGCCUAUGAGCUCUCGGUCCUCUGCGAAGCUGAGGUCGCCCUCAUCAUCUUCUCCAACCGCGGGAAGCUUUAUGAGUUUUGCAGCAGCUCUAGUAUGCUGAAGACAUUAGAACGGUACCAAAAGUGCAGCUAUGGGGCUCCAGAAGCAAAUGUUAUAUCAAGGGAAACACAGAGUAGUCAGCAGGAGUACUUGAAACUCAAAGCUCGGGUUGAAGCCUUACAAAGAUCCCAGAGGAAUCUCCUGGGCGAGGACCUUGGUCCCCUCAGCAGCAAGGAACUCGAACAGCUGGAACGGCAGCUGGACGCUUCACUUAAGCAGAUAAGAUCAACACGGACGCAGUUCAUGCUCGAUCAGCUUGCUGACCUACAGCGAAGGGAGCAAAUGCUCUGCGAGGCUAAUAAAACGCUGAAAAGGAGGUUGGAAGAGAGUAACCAGGCAUCCUCACAGCACGUCUGGGAUCCCAGCACUGCUCAUGCUAUGGGGUACGAUCGGCAGUCGGCUCAGCCUCAUGGUGAUGCCUUCUACCACCCCUUGGAGUGCGAACCCACAUUGCAUAUAGGGUACCAUUCUGAUUUAUCGAUUGCACCAAUGGCUGCUCCAAAUGUCAAUAAUUACAUGCCACCUGGCUGGCUUGCAUGAAUAACUAGACCACUCAUUGCCUCGUAUAGUCCUAACAAACUUUGUGUUAAUUUUGGCCAUGUCUGUAUAAGAUUUCUAUUCUAUUUGGUGUUCUCAAGGUCAUUUAUAUGUAAACAUAUCUAUAAAGCUUCUUAAACAGGAGGGCCUGAAAUAGAAGACAAUGUUUUAUAAUCAUAUGAGACUACAAUACAUCUUUCUCGGCUUCAAUUUUUCAAUUAUUCCCAUCUGAUUGAUAGUUCAAGCCACAUUUAAUUUUGGAAAUGUAUGAGUGCCUGA
Molecule: messenger RNA, 1076 nt
Organism: Dendrobium catenatum
Lineage: Eukaryota; Viridiplantae; Streptophyta; Magnoliopsida; Asparagales; Orchidaceae
Product: agamous-like MADS-box protein AGL9 homolog
Exons: 8
Coding region: 69-800 (243 amino acids)
Biological process (GO): positive regulation of transcription by RNA polymerase II
Cellular component (GO): nucleus
Molecular function (GO): protein dimerization activity; DNA-binding transcription factor activity, RNA polymerase II-specific; RNA polymerase II cis-regulatory region sequence-specific DNA binding
Source: RefSeq, a predicted model, not a curated record